Messenger RNA from Akanthomyces muscarius, 1455 nucleotides. RefSeq lists its product as uncharacterized. The record is from RefSeq and is a predicted model, not a curated record. The transcript has 3 exons. Lineage: Eukaryota; Fungi; Ascomycota; Sordariomycetes; Hypocreales; Cordycipitaceae. Gene Ontology annotation, molecular function: pantothenate kinase activity; ATP binding. Gene Ontology annotation, biological process: coenzyme A biosynthetic process. Gene Ontology annotation, cellular component: cytosol; nucleus. Bases 1 to 1455 code for a protein of 484 amino acids.
AUGUCGCCGAAUGCGUCCAUGCCGCCCCUCCAGAUCCCCGCCGACGUCCCCUCGCCCGAGGACGACGACAAGACGCAAGAUGCUGCCGCCGACGCCCUCCACCCCGUCGUCUCGCGCUCGCGCACCAUGACCACCACGGCCGAGAUUGACAGCACAAUCACCAAGCCCGGCAGCGUCAAGAUCAACGUCACCGGCGCCUUCAUCGUCGACCCGGACUCGUCCACGCCCAAAAACGGCCGCGGCUCCCCGACAGCAUCAACGACGACGACACACCACGAGACGAGCGACAUUCGGCUCCCCAACCACACGGCCGUCGUCAGCCACAUUGCCGUGGAUAUCGGCGGCUCCCUCAUCAAGCUCGUCUACUUUUCCCGCGAGGUCGACAUCCACACCGACCCCGGCGGUCGCCUCACCUUUCAGACGUUUGAGACGGAUCGCAUCGACGACUGCGUCGAGUUUAUGCGUGACCUGCGCGACAGGCAGCUGAAGCUCACCGGCUCCCGCCCUAGCGACCUGGCCGUCAUGGCCACGGGCGGCGGCGCCUACAAGUUUUACGAUAAGAUUCGCGAUGCGCUCGGCGUCGACGUGUCGCGCGAAGAUGAGAUGGAAUGUCUAAUAAUCGGCCUCGACUUCUUCAUCACCGAGAUCCCCCGCGAAGUCUUUACCUACUCCGAGACCGACCCCAUGCACUUUGUCGGCCCACGCGAGGCCAUCUACCCAUACCUGCUCGUCAACAUUGGCUCCGGCGUGUCCAUGCUCAAGGUCACCGGCCCCCGCACGUUUGAGCGCGUCGGCGGCACCUCGCUCGGCGGCGGCACCCUCUGGGGCCUCCUGUCCCUGCUGACGGGCGCCCGCACCUUUGACGAGAUGCUCGAGCAGGCAGGCCGCGGCGACAACACCCACGUCGACAUGCUCGUCGGCGACAUUUACGGCCAGGACUACGGCAAGAUUGGCCUCAAGAGCACCACCAUUGCCUCGUCCUUUGGCCGCGUCUUCAAGAUGAAAAAGGACGCCGAGGCCGCCGCGCUCGCGCAGGGCCAGCAGGUCGACGGCCAGGCGCUCCCGCGCGGGCCGGGCUUCAACGACGGCGACAUUGCCCGCUCGCUGCUCUACGCCGUCUCCAACAACAUUGGCCAGAUUGCCCUGCUGCAGUCGCAGAUCCACAACCUCUCGGACAUUUACUUUGGCGGAUCCUUUAUCCGCGGCCACCGCCAGACCAUGAACACGCUGAGCUACGCCAUCAAGUUCUGGAGCAAGGGCGCCAAGCACGCGUACUUUCUGCGCCACGAGGGCUAUCUGGGUGCCGUCGGCGCGUUCCUCAAGCGCCAGCCCAAGAACUGGGGCCGCAGGGGCAGCCUGGACAAUGCCGGCCCGGGGCUGGACGAGCUGCAGGAGUGGCGGAAGCAGCGUGCCAAGGAGGAGGCGGCGGCGUCGACAACAGGGACGGAAAUGUAA